AUGCCGCGUUCAUAUAAUGCCGUGUUUACGGAAGCCCACAACUGUCACGGCGAAAGCCAAAAGCUCACGGCAAGAGCCAAAACCUCACGUGGAGCUCUCUUUACGGAAAAGUGUUCAAGAUGUGGGUACGAGAAAGAGCUUCGCUCGUCGGGCGUCCAUGUUUCACAAAAUGGUUGCAUAAGGGUUUAUUCAGAAGACGAGGAGUUAACAUGUCUUUGCGUACAGAAAAAUGAAGGCAAAGGAUUGCCAAACACUGAAAAAGAGGAAGAAAGAAAAGAAGCAGGAAACUCAAAAUCUGCCAGCACAGUGAAGUCCUUCAGUGACUAUAAAGCAUUGAAAGGGAAAAAUUGGAAAUCUCUUGUAUCAAAAACAACUGCCAAACCAAAAGACAAAGAUAAAGAAGAAGAUGUUGGCAUCUUCAUUGGUCUUAUUGAGUGGAGUGACAAAGCAUUGAAGCUUAAACCGAAAAGGGGAAAGAGACUUGCCCUUCGUAUUUCCAAUCAGGCACCAUAUUUGAACAUCCUGGAAAAGGCAAAAGAGAAGUGGGCCAAUUACAACAAAGAUUGUUAUAACGAUGAGCAAGAGUAUAUAUUACUUUUCRAGGAUGGGCAGUCAGCAGAGUUUUUACCUGGUACGAAUGAACCUUUUAAACUUUCACGCUAUCGAGAAGAAGUUGGCAAAGAUUAUAAACGAAUGGUUUUAUAUCUUUGUUCCGAUGAYGACUACAAGUCUGAAAAAUAUUCUGAGAAAGAUGAUCCAACAAUUGAAGAUGAAAGAGAACCACCACAAAAGAAAUGCCAUCUAGAUGAUGAAUAUCCCAAGGAUGGAAAUGGUAUUGAAAAACAUCCAAGCGAUAAUGAAGUGGAGCCCUUUGAAGUAUUGCAGGGUUACUCUGAUGUUCCAAAUCUGGAAAAGAGUCAUGAAGCAGGGAAUAUCGUCGAAAGUUACAAAAGUGAAAAUAAAGCUGGUUUUGCUGAUAUACCGAGUGCACUUAAGUCUCUUGAAAGACAAGUGGAUAAAGAUGGGCAGUUUUUCCUAGUUAUGAGAAGAAAAGCUCCAAUAAUGAGGUGUUUAAAGCUUUGGCAGCGAGAGGCAAUGAAAACAUCCCCAGAGAAAGCACUAAGAGUCCAUUUCAGUGGUGAAGAUGGGAUUGACAGCGGAGCAAUGGYGAAGGAAUUCUUGGAAUAUGCUUUGAGAGAGAUGAGGACAGUUAUAUUUCCCGAUGGAGCCCCAGUAGAUUCAAUGUACCACAUCCAAAAUGGAAUCUUCAGGACAUGUGGACAGAUAGUGGCAACRAGUAUUGUCCAGGGAGGGCCAGCUUUGGAAUGCUUUGAAGAGUGCAUUUAUGAGAUGCUAGUGAAUCCAGAUGUUGAUAUUUCACGUCUAAGUAAGAAGCAUUUGACAACCAAAGAAAGAAAGCUGCUUGAUGAGAUAGUGCAAAACAUGAGUGAUCACCAAGAUGCAAUUAUUGAUUAUGGUUAUACUGGUUUGAUUGACACCAAUCACACAGAUGCUAUUAUUGGAACUGUCAUAGUAAGCAUUGUCAGCAAGAGGCUACUUUAUCUGAAGGAGUUUUGCGAGGGUCUGAAUUGUUAUGGUCUUGCAGAUGCCAUGAGGGUGAAUGCUGACAUAUUCAAGCCUCUUUUUGUGUCAAAUGCCUCAGGCCAAAAACCAGUAGAUGCCAGUWAUGUCUUUUCUCUUCUUAAACCAUGCUAUUCAGCACCUGGCACCACCAAGAGGACAUUGGAAGAAGAGGUAAUUGAUAGCUUUCAAGAUUUUCUAAUGCUGUUAGAAGAUGAGGAAGUUGGAGGGUACUCUGAAGCCUUAGCAUGGAACACUGAUGACAGCUUAUACCAAGAUGAAGAGUCUAUGGAUGACAUCAACAAGUUCCAAAGUGCUGAUCUUAAGCCUGCAGGAGUCCUUGGUUGGCUAACAGGCCAAUGUCACAGACCAUUGAAUGGUAAUUCACUGGUCAUCACUGUUCAUUUUGACCAUGAGUGCAUGGAGAGAAAUCCGAGCCACACAGUCUGUUUCCCUCAAGUUCGAGCCUGUGGACAAGAAAUAACAUUUCCGGUUGCCCAUAUGAGCACAACAAAAGAAUUCAAAGAAGUGUUUGUUAUUGCAUAUUGCAAGGGACAAGCAUUUGCAAAACCAUAACCUUGGUUGCAAUCAAUCAAGUUACUUCUUGUUAAAGUUAUUUUAUUGAAAUUUCUUUUAAAUUCAAGUGCCAAAGCCAAAGUUCAAAGAAGGUGAUUUCUAAGACUGUUCCUUCAGUCUUAACUGUUUAUCAUGAUUUGUUGGCAUUCCAUAUGCUGAUAAUAUUAUUUCUUGGUAUAUCAGCUUUCAAAAGUGACACUCAGAGAAAAGCAGUAAGUGACAGUUCAAAUAGGAUGAUUUAUGAAUGAGUUGAUUAUUUUGUAUCAUUGUUUAUCAUGAUUUGUUGGCAUUCCUAUUUUUUGAGGAUCAUAUAAAAACUCACUCUAGUCAGAGCCUGUGCUCAUU
Molecule: messenger RNA, 2502 nt
Organism: Actinia tenebrosa (Australian red waratah sea anemone)
Lineage: Eukaryota; Metazoa; Cnidaria; Anthozoa; Actiniaria; Actiniidae
Molecular function (GO): ubiquitin-protein transferase activity
Source: RefSeq, a predicted model, not a curated record